This is a messenger RNA of Aspergillus novofumigatus IBT 16806, 791 nucleotides long. RefSeq lists its product as uncharacterized. NCBI's taxonomy places the organism in Eukaryota, Fungi, Ascomycota, Eurotiomycetes, Eurotiales, Aspergillaceae. The transcript has a single exon. The coding region runs from base 118 to 552 and encodes 144 amino acids. The record is from RefSeq and is a predicted model, not a curated record.
GGCAGUUUGUGAUAAUCUUGGAGAGUGGCGGAUUUUGAUUGACGGACUGGCAGAUAUUCAACCCCAGUCCCUUGCACAAGUGUCACAUCCAAUCUGUUCAGUUCAUCUUGUCCCGAAAUGGCCAUGGGCCCAUGUCAUAUAACUCAUGUUAUUCUUAUUAUGAUGACGAUGAUCGUGAUGGGGAUUACUCAUAACUUCAGCAUAAUUCCUCCUUUGAGUGAUCACUGCCCGAUCCAUACCCUUGAGGCAAAACUGGGAUGGUCAGACGGAUGUCAAUGGUGGAGUAGAAACGGUUUCGAGCAUUUGCCAGAGAAUGUGUUGCGAAUCGUCAAGCGAGGUGGUCAAAUCUGUCGCAUUCGCUGUGUAGCUAUUCUAUUAUCUAAGGUAUUUCCUUCUUCUACGAGGUGUUGCCUUUCAUACUACAGAUCCAUUCUACCAUCUCCCCUCAACAACCGCUCUCUUCCUUUUAAGCGGUUCAGUUCUCCUCCAGACCCCUUCAUCGUCUUCCCCUCCCGCAAACUCGGGUACAUGCCACUUUCGCAGAUUCUGUAGUCAAAAAGAGAGCCAGGAAAAAAAGUUGGUUGCUGUGGCCCAUCACUUUUUCUCCUACAUCCAACAACCCUUUUCUCUCCUAUCCUUGAAUCUCAGUUUUCAAGCGCUCAUCUACUCCUUUUUGUCCUUCGUAGGCUGCCUUCUGUCGGUCUCAUCAUUAUUCCUGGCUGCUUAGCCUCUGUUUCUUGCAAGCUGCCACACCUUAAGCUGCCACACCCUAUUCUGACGUCGACCUUACG